GCUGUGAAUUUCAGUCUUGAAGUUUUCAUUUUCAUCACCAAUCGGCUGGCCAUUUCGUAUUAUUUUCCGCCUACAAACUACAAUAAAGUGCUCAAGUACAACCGUGCGUUCAUAUAUCUGUGAUUGCAGGGCUUCUGUUGUCGGCAACAACGCUCUUUCCAAAGAGAUGAUCUCCUGUUCACCGGCCAUGAAGCUGUACGUCGGCCUUCUGGUAGUUGCUUUCUUUAUGGGCUCGCUCUCCUCUGCCAUCCCAAGAGACGGAGCAAAAAGAGUCCUUGAUAAGCCAUUGAGUGAUGAAGAACACUUUGAGAAUGGUGAACACAAUCCAGAGUUUGACCAUGAGGCAUUUCUCGGGGAAGAUGAAGCAAAGGAAUUUGAUGAGCUGUCGCCAGAGGAGAGUGUCGACAGACUAGGAAUAAUUAUAACUAAAAUUGACAAGGAUGGGGAUGGUAAGGUGACAGAAGAGGAGCUGAAAAAUUGGAUCCAGUAUGUCCAGAAACGCUACGUGUUGAAAGAUACAGAGAAACAAUGGGAAGAACAGAAGGCAGAUGGCACCACACUAAAGUGGGAAUCAUACAAAGAUACUACAUAUGGACCAGUGACAGAAGAAGAUUUAAAAGAUCAAACAUACAACUACAAAGAUAUGAUUGAGAGAGAUGAGCGACGAUGGAAGCGUGCUGACAAGGACAAUGAUGGUCUCCUAUCUAAAGAAGAAUUUGCCGAUUUCUUACAUCCUGAGGAAGUCCAACACAUGAGAGAUAUUGUAGUGCAGGAAACUCUAGAAGACAUUGAUAAGGACAAAGACGGCCAUAUUAGCUUAGAGGAAUAUAUUGGUGAUAUGUGGCCCAACAAAGGUGAAGAGGAGGAGCCCGAUUGGGUGAAGAAGGAGAGGCAGCAGUUUGCCGACUUCAGGGAUAAAAAUAAGGAUGGGAAAUUGGACAAUGAUGAGGUGGCAGAUUGGAUCAUUCCACCGGAUUAUGAUCAAGCUGAUGCAGAGGCAAAACAUUUGAUAUAUGAAUCUGAUGAAAAUAAGGAUGGCGUUUUAACAAAAGAGGAGAUACUGAAUAAGCACGAUCUCUUUGUGGGAAGUCAAGCGACUGAUUUUGGCGAGGCUCUCACAAAACACGAUGAAUUCUAAGGAUGUCGAUACUUAGGUCCAUUGUAUUCCAUCCCAUACUACUAGACUGGUGCAUACAUGUCUCAAUGAAUCUGUCUGAGUUGGGGUUAGGCAAUACGAAUUUAAUUGUUUGUACAGGCUGGUACAGUAGAAUCUCUUUUUCACUAUUUGGUGAUGUCAUCGUACAUGUCAAAAGAAGCUUCUACUAGGCCGUGAAACCUCUCAGUUUGUAAUUGUUUGGUGAUAAUUUUGGUAAAUUUUUUUCAAAUUAAAAACUAUUAGGUCUGAAAAGGUGUUUAGAAAAUUGAAAAACAAGCAAUUUAAUUGGUGUAGCCUGUACAGCCGAUAGUUUCCUCAGUCUCAGCCUUGUCUUUAUUUCUGUAGCGGAGGGUUUAUUUUUGCAAAGCAUACAACCUGCCAGUCGGAGACAUUUGUAUACAGGUCGUCCCAGAAAUAACCCUUUAUAAUCUUCUGUUCAGGCUGUAGAUUGUUACAGAAAUGGACAAGACCAAAAGCUAUAGAGGGGGAAGAUGGUACCUUCUAUAUCAUUUCAUGGGUAGCCUGGAGAAACCUUCAAUGUCAGUUUGAUGGAAUCGACAAGGUCAACAAAUUCUAUGGUGCUUAACUAUUCCAUCUUUGUUUAUUCUUAUGGAAGGAGUCUUGAAAUUUUCCUAGAUGGUAAAGACUCUACGCACAUGGCGAAUGUAGUUGAUUGUUCUGUUUUGUGUUGAUCUAGGUUUGAUAUGAAACAAAAACAGUAGACGUUGGAAAUGAAUUGUCCUAAAUUCCUUCAAUCUUGGAGAAUUUCAUGGCCUUCUCUAACUUUUUAAUGCAGAUAUGAAAGUGUGUGAGAUGCGAGUCCGUGGACUUCAUGCAUGUGUAUUUCUGUACUGAAGCAGUUAUUAUAACAUUGAGUUGCACUUAAAAAGCACUUUAUGUUUCAAUUUUAUAAAGAUAUUCAAAAUUUCAUUUUUUACUUUAUUUUGAUUUAUCAAAGUUUGCAUGUUUUUCAUAAAACUCAUCAAGGUCUGUAUAAGUAAUAAUCUGAAAAAUCCUUGUUUAUUAAAAACUGUGUUACUGCAAUUGUCCUGAGAAACAAGUUGUAUCUAAGACAACAUAUGGUUAUUUCAGACAACUAUUUGAUCAUGAAGAUUGACCUUUAGAGACUUGUUUUCAAUUCGUUGAAACAUUUUGUAAGUUUUCGAGAAGCUACAACUCAUUCGCAAGAUUUUAUACAAAAUGAGUUGUUGGUAAGUUUUAAGUAAGAAAGAUAAUGUAUAUAUGCGCUUGGAGGCUAUACAAAUGUCAGUUCUAUCUAUAUUUAUUCAAAAUACUCAUGUCGAAUCAUUUCGCCGUCAAAAAGAUCGCCUGAAAAUCUCUCUGAAACUAGUCUUCCUUUCCGUUCUUCAUUGAAACAAUUCACUUGCUUCAAAUUGAGAAUUUUCAUUAUGAUAUGUCAAUUGUUCCGUGAAUGACACAAUUGCAAAAGUAUUUAAAACAUCUCAGUUUUCUUCCCUGAUCUCUUUCAGUAUUCUUCUGUAUUCUAAGGCAAUUCAAUUUCGUGUUCAGAACUUUUGGAAUAGUCACCAUCUUUUACUUCAUUGGCACUGGCAUUAAAUGCUUGAAUUUAAUAGUAAAAUACCCACAGAGAUUAUGACUUAAUUUGAAACAGAAUUCAUGACAUGUUCAUAUAUAUGAUUUACCUGGUUUGGCCAUUAAAUUAGUUGACUUCACAUUUUAAUUUCUACUUAAAAUUACUAUAAUAUCAAUACUCUGCCAAAGAUCAAAUUUUAGUUACGUUUGUAAGUGAUUCUUCUUUCGUUCCCAAUUUUAGUACAUUUUGAAAUCGAUUAACUCUUUGGUGCAUUGUUGUUUUUUUGCAUUUACACAUGUAAAUUUUGUGUUGAUCGUUUUUGAUGUCAAAGGAAGAGUAUGAUCAGGAUUUCUUCAAAACGAGUGGUGAUUUUGUAUACACACUGUAUAGUUAGAUGAUUGGAUUAAACAUAAUCAUGAUUAUAUGAUAAUUAGUUAACAAUAAUAAAUAUGAUCCACAUGUAUCCCACACCUGAGCUAAAAAUGGCCUACCAUCUCACUGCAAUCACUUCUCAGGUAAGCCAGGUUGCUUGAACAAUACCGUAAUCAAAAAUGUUAGAGAGAUUAAAGAGUCAUCAGAUAUAAGAAAUGGAACCUGGUUUUUACGUUAUGUAAAAUGUAUUGUAAAGUUGAUGAUGAUUUAAUCUCAGUCUUGGGAUACUUCUGUCUAUAUUCUAAAUUGUCACUUGAUAUUGUGUGACUGUUGUCUCCAGAAAUGUCUCUCCCACCUCCAAAUACUCACUUGUGAUAACUUUUGACAUUGAUUUGUGUUUAGCGAGUUCUGUUGCCAUUUUCACUCGGAGGCAAAAGCAGAAUGUCAUGGUAACUAACACACUCCUCCCCGUUGAUAGAGUUGAUACCGUUAAAUAAAUAAGCAAGAUCUUGGGCCACCUGUGAUUAAAAUGGCUGCAGAACUCUCGACUCUUCAUUGAAAUAACUUCCAAUCACUUUCACAAACAAAAGAUGUGAUGUUAUUCCACUUCAGUACCAGUAUCAAACUUUUUAAGACAAUAUUAUUCUAUAGUGUACAGCUUCAUGACAAUAAAAGCGUUUUCCAUA
Molecule: messenger RNA, 3769 nt
Organism: Lineus longissimus
Lineage: Eukaryota; Metazoa; Nemertea; Pilidiophora; Heteronemertea; Lineidae
Product: calumenin-like
Exons: 7
Coding region: 167-1138 (323 amino acids)
Cellular component (GO): endoplasmic reticulum
Molecular function (GO): calcium ion binding
Source: RefSeq, a predicted model, not a curated record